AUGGAGGCGCUGCGGGCGGCGGGGCGCGCCGUGCUGCGGAGCCCGCGCCUCGCUCGGCACGGUCUGGGUCUCCGCCGGCGGCGCAAGCUUCCUGAGAGCUGGGCUGAUAUGCAGGAGCCCCUGCUUGAGGGAAUGUGCUUCACCCUCAAGUAUCUGGGCAUGACGCUGGUAGAAAAACCAAAAGGAGAAGACAUGGCUGCUGCUGCCAUCCGCAGGAUCGUGGCCACGGCACGGGUUGGAGCUCGCAAGUUUCAGAAGGUGAUUCUGACUGUGUCUCCAAGGGGCAUCUCACUGCAGGAUGCAGACACUAAGGAGAUGGUGGAGAACAUCUCCAUCUACAGGAUCUCCUACUGCACAACAGACAAGCUGCAGAACAAAGUCUUUGCUUAUGUUGCCCAGAGCCAGGAGAGCGGGGCACUGGAGUGCCAUGCCUUCCUCUCACCCAAGAAGAAGAUUGCCCAGGCUGUGACUCUGACUGUGGCCCAGGCCUUUCAGAUGGCACUGGAUCUCUGGGAAGCAACACAUGCAGGCUCUAGGCAGGAUCAGCCCCUACACCCUUCCUGUGUCUUGGAGAGCAGUGAGGCCGGCAGAGCCCGUGAGCCGGCCCCCCCAGGGAGAGCUCCCUUCACACACCACUUUGGGGAGGAGGAAGAGGAGGAGGAAGAUGAUAAUGUCUGUGAAACCUUGCCUGGGAAUACUACCUCUUGUGCCCCCAUCGAGCUCUCCUCGGGCACAGCUGCUGUGCUGCCACCUGGGGCCGCCCCCGCUCAGCUGGACGGGGCUGGGAGGGGCUGGAGGCUCCCCCAGCACCGGCACCAGGACUGCUGCUGGCCCGAGUGCUCCCCUGGGCUAAGCCAAACCUCUGCAACAACGGACCAGCCACUCAGGAUUCACCCUGUGCCUGCACCUGGGCCAGCCAGUGCCUGCUGCCCUGGCACCGCCCUGCUGGCACGGGGGCUGCUGGCACUGCUGCCGUGGAGUGCACAGCCUGCAGCACCUGCUCCUCGUCCUGUGCCGCCUGCAUGAACCGCCUGGAGCUGCAGCUGCUCCCAGCUGGGGCAGGGACCCAUGCUCCUCGCUCUGCUCACUGCCAGGCCAUACAGGCUGCCCUGCAUGCU
Messenger RNA from Melozone crissalis (California towhee), 1118 nucleotides. RefSeq names its product low density lipoprotein receptor adapter protein 1-like. The record is from RefSeq and is a predicted model, not a curated record. Lineage: Eukaryota; Metazoa; Chordata; Aves; Passeriformes; Passerellidae.